This is a messenger RNA of Cajanus cajan (pigeon pea), 2842 nucleotides long. Its product is annotated as protein EARLY FLOWERING 3. The record is from RefSeq and is a predicted model, not a curated record. Gene Ontology annotation, biological process: regulation of photoperiodism, flowering. Lineage: Eukaryota; Viridiplantae; Streptophyta; Magnoliopsida; Fabales; Fabaceae.
UCUCUCUCACAUCAUCUAAUCCCUUCUCGUAUGCCUGCCUUUUUCUCUCUUCGAAUUUGUUCCCUCUUCCCCUCCCUACAUCACCCCUGCCCCCUUCCAAACUCACCUCUCACAGCCACAAGCUCUCUUACCCAUUUUUCUUUGCCUCUUCUUUGGAUUUGAAUUCUGAUCUUUUAGAGUUACUGCAUCUGUGAGCAAGAUCGGUCGCGUGCAUAGGUUCCCCGGCUACCCAGUUCAGAAAAGUUGAGAUUUUAUAUCAUAUCGAGAAGUGGGUAGAUUGGAUACUCGCAAGUUCAGUUCUGAAUCGGAGAAUCAUGUCUUGGUUACAAGUUUGCCAUUAAACAUAAAAAAGGGGAAGGUCUUUGUAUAUUAUUAGGAAGAUUCAGGAUGAAGAGAGGGAAAGAUGAUGAAAAGGUGAUGGGGCCAAUGUUCCCUAGACUACAUGUCAAUGAUACAGAGAGGGGAGGUCCAAGAGCACCACCCAGGAAUAAGAUGGCCCUCUAUGAGCAGUUUAGUAUUCCAUCUCAAAGGUUCAAUUCAGGUGUUCUGCCACUCAACCCAAAUAUUUCAAGUAAUACAGUUCCCCCAGCAUCCUCAAGUCAGGGGACCGUCCCUGAGAGAAAUCAUGUCUUCCCUGUUCACUUGCCACCGCAAAAUCCUAUUCGUCGAGCUGAAAAGUGCAUCUCUCGCCAGUCAGAAGGGGCAAAUUUGAGUGCUUCUCUUGAACAGAGAAAGAAGAUAGAUGAAGAUGACUUUAGGGUUCCUGUAUACAUUCAUUCAAGGAUUGGUCAAUGUAAUAAUAAAAGUGUUGAGAGUUUUGAUGCGAAAAAGCUCACUCCUACAGGCUUUAGGUAUUUCGGUGGUUCUGUUGCAGGGCAAAGUGAUUGUGAAAGGGAUCCAAAGCAAUUUGGCUCCUCACUUGUCAAUAUGAGAAAAGAUGUGAGAAGCGAGAUUGAUGGUCUUCCACAAGUAAGUACAAGGAAGGAGCAUCCAUUGAUGUCUGUCACAAGCAUAUCAACUGGAGAAAAUAUUGACACAGUAAAACACGCUAAGGUCACUCCGAAUCAAGAGUUUCAAGAUUGUCAUGUAUCAAAACAAAACAGAUUACGGCAAGGAGAUGCUUGCUUACGGCAUGAUUGUGGAGUGGCGUCUCAAUCCAAUGACAUUGGACAUAAUGGUUGCCUUGUUGAAUCUGCAAGGGAGACAGACAAGGGAAAUGCCCCUACAGUAAACAAAAUUAGUCCAGCUGAGGCAAUCAAUGAUACCAGACAUCAUGGUACCAGGACGGGCAGUUCGAUACAGAGGGGAAACUUAAAUAAAAGUGACAAUGCUUCCAAGAUCUCCAUGGUAGAAAAUUUGUCAACUGCGAAAAUUUCUCCCGAUGAUGUUGUUGGAAUAAUAGGUCAAAAACAUUUCUGGAAAGCUAGAAAAGCCAUUGCUACUCAACAGAGAGUGUUUGCUGUCCAAGUGUUUGAGUUGCAUAGAUUGAUAAAGGUCCAACAGCUGAUUGCUGGAUCACCAGAUAUUUUGGUUGAAGAUGGUACUUUUCUGGGAAAGUCUCCUGCGAAGGAAUCUACUCCCAAGAAACUCCCACUGGAAUAUGUUGUAAAACCUCGGCAACAAAACCUUAAGCACAAAGAUGAUUCCGAAAAGCUAAACCAUAAAAUGGAAUGUUGUGCAGAGAAUGCAGUUGGCAAAACAUCUCUUUCAUCGGUGAAAAACGGUAGCCACCUUUCAAAUUACACCCCUUUUCCUGGAAAUCCGCAGCAAACAAAUGUGGGUGCUGAUAGUGGGAUGGGCCCCUGGUGUUUCCAUCAGUCACCUGGGGACCAAUGGUUAAUUCCUGUGAUGACUCCUUCGGAAGGGCUGGUCUACAAGCCAUAUCCUGGGCCUGGAUUCACAGGAACAGGUUAUGGAGGAUGUGGCCCUGCUCCUUUAGGUGGUGCUUUUAUGAAUCCUGCCUAUGGAAUCCAAACUUCUCAUCAAGGAGACACUCCUCCUGGCAGUCAUGGUUACUUCCCUCCAUAUGGCAUGCCAUUUAUGAAUGCAGCAAUGUCAGAGUCAGCUGUUGAACAAGUGAACCAGUUUUCUGCAUUAGGUUCUCGUGGUCAUUUAUCCAGAGGGGAAGGCAAUCUUAACACAAACAAUCAAAGCUCUUGUAAUUUACCAGUUCAGAAGAAUGGAGCAAUGUCUCAUGCCCUGAAAUAUCAGACAUCUAAGGACUUUGAUUUGCAGGGUAGUACAGCAAGUAGUCCUGGUGAAAUGGCACAAGGAUUAAGCACAGGGCAACAUGCCGAAGGAAGAGACGUACUUCCCCUUUUCCCUAUGGUUUCUGCAGAACCAGAGUCUGCUCCUCAGUCCCUUGAAACCGGUCAGCAAACUCGAGUAAUCAAAGUGGUGCCUCAUAAUCGAAGAUCUGCAACUGAAUCAGCAGCUAGAAUUUUUAAAUCGAUUCAAGAAGAAAGAAAACAGUAUGACUCGGUGUAGUGAUGAUAGUGUGUAGUUCUUGUACUUCAUUGGAGUAUGUCAUGUAACGGGCUGUUGUAUUUUAUACUUUUUGUUUUGGUUUUGACCUUUUUACAGAACAUUGGUAUGUAGAUAUAUCUGGCAUAUCAAAACUGGUCAAAAUGUAAUAUUUAUUGUAUGUAAUUUCCACACCUUUGACACAUAUUGUGUUGGCUCUCUACUUCCUCUUUGCUUGGGAGGUUGUUGACCCUAAUGGAGACUGGUCGUGAUUGUCAUACAUGAAUUUCAUGUAAUUGAUUUGGCAGUGGAAAUGCAACUCCGCUCAAUUUGCAUGCGAAUGCGAUAUAUAUGUAGACAACUUUCAACAUUUUCAUUC